CAUUCUCCCUUCCGAUGUGACAGAAGGACCUUGCUUCUCUUUUUUGGGGGAAUCAUCUGCCCUUGCCUUAAAAAGCAAGGUCAGAGGUGUACAAAAUUGAAUUAAUAUCCCCUUCAGUCCAAUGAAAAUAACCAAAUUGUAGGGAGCAUAAUAUUAUGCUUUCAUUCUGUGGAAGUCUUCCAAGAUCAAUCACAUCAGCUUAAUCAGCUGGUCAGAAGUGUUUGUUUGUAUACAGAAUGAGGUUAAUAAAUCAAGGGCAAAAAACUGAAGAAGGUCCUACUGUUAGAGAAAGGCAAAGUUUAUGGUUUAUUGAUUCCAUGAGAGCAGUUUGGAAUUUGGCUAAUCUUUUGCAUUAAAUAUGUAGUGCAAUGCUCCAACUGUGUACCUGAAAUUAGCUGAGUUUUUAUUUGAAGGAUUAAAGCUGAAUUUUUUUUAAGUGUUUUCUUUAAAAAAAUAUCUAAGAAUAUUUUCUUAUAAUCAAUUUUAUUUUGAAAUAUAAUUCUGUUGCAACUUCUUCCCAACAUGGAAAACUUUUCUCAGGGUUUAAAUUGUUGUGGUCGACCUAAGUGGUUUAACUCUAUGUUUAAACAGUGUGAUGUACCUGAUUGCUGUUGUGGUUGUUGUUCAGCUUUACGUCCUCGCUAUAGGAGGCUUGUAGAUAACAUAUUUCCCUCUGAUCCUCAAGAUGGGCUUGUUCGCAAUAAUAUGGAAAAACUUACAUUUUAUGCCCUUUCAUCUCCUGAAAAACUGGAUCGUAUUGGAGAAUACAUAGCGUGGAAAGUUUCAAGAGACAUUGCAAGACACAGACAUGGAUAUGUAAUUAUAGCAAUGGAAGCUAUGGAUCAAUUGUUACUUGCAUGCCAUGCUCAGAGUUUAAAUUUGUUUGUUGAAAGUUUUUUGAAAAUGGUGCAGAAAUUAUUGGAGUGUCAUGAAGCAGAUAUGCAGCUCCUUGCUGCUCAGUCGUUUGUCAAGUUUGCUAAUAUUGAGGAAGAUACUCCUUCAUAUCAUCGACGUUAUGAUUUUUUUGUUUCAAAAUUCUCCUCCCUCUGUCACAAUAACAAUGAUGAUUUGGAGACACGAAAGCGAUUGAGGGUUGCUGGGUUGAAGGGGAUCCAAGGUGUUGUCAGGAAAACAGUUAGUGAUGAUUUACAAGUGAAUAUUUGGGAUGAAACUCAUAUGGAAAAAAUCAUACCUUCCUUAUUAUUUAAUAUGGAAGGGCAUUGUGGGAGUUUGACUGAAACCCCUGAUUCCCCUCAGGAAGAAGCCAAUCCAUGGUCUCUCGCUGAAAAUUGCCUUCGAGAACUCAUGGGCAGAGCAACUUUUGGCAAUAUUCGUUCUGUUAUUAGACCUGUAUUAAAGCAUUUAGACAAUCAUGAUUUGUGGGAACCCAAUGAUUUUGCUGUUCAUACCUUCAAAAUAAUUAUGUAUUCCAUUCAGGCUCAAUAUUCAUAUGCGGUUAUUCAAAUUUUAAUGGGCCACUUAGAUGAAAAAUCACGUAUUGAUGAUACUGAAAAAAGGAAAAAGAAGCUGAGAGCUGAUGCCAAGGUUCGUACUGGAAUAGUUAAUGUGCUUGCGAACAUAGUUUCCAUAGCUGCAGGGGAAAGCAUUGGUCCCUCAGUUCUGGAAAUUUUCAAUUCGUUGCUGAAUCACUUAAGGCAUUCUAUUGAUAUUAGAACAACCAAUGAAACAGACCUGAUUGAUGAAAAGCAUUUUCAAGACUGCGUUAUCAAUACUUUGGGUGAAUUUGCUAACAAUCUACCUGAUUUCCAAAAGAUUGAAAUUAUGAUGUUUAUAAUGGGUAAAGUACCUCUACCAACAGAUGAAUCCCAGGAAGCUGAUGUUUUGUUACAAAAAAUUCUCUUGAAGAGUUUGUUGAAGGUUGGAACUAAAUAUAGGACUGUACAAAUGUGUCAAGCAUUUCCUCCAGCUUUUGUGCAACCACUGCUGCAAAUGUCUCUAGCAUCAGAUCCUGCUGUUAGAUUAACUGUGCAACAAAUUCUGCAUACUUUAUUGGAUAGGCACAAUUAUUUACCAAGUCUGAAUAAAGUGUGUGUUUCAGGUCCAUUGCCUGAUAUUAAAAUUGAAAAGUGCUCAAGGCAGGAUUCUAUGUUUUUCAAGAAAAAUGGUCCUGACAUUUUAAUGCACAUGUUUGAAAGUGUUCAACUAGCCAAUAAUACAGCUGAGAAUUUCCAAGCUAUUUAUACCACAUUAUCUUUAAUAUGUGUAGAAUUUGGAACUGACAAUGAUGUACUGAUUGAAUUGCUCCGUCUUAUAUUUGCAAUCCAAGAACUUCCAGCAAAAUCAACUUUGUUAUCUUCUGGGCAACAUUGUGCAAUGCAUAUCUUAGUUGCUGGAUUUUUGUAUUUCUUAGGCCAUCUCACUGCUAUACCUGCAUUCUGUACACAUGUUGAUCAAGUUGUGAAAAAUCGUUCUGAAAGUGCCCGUCAACUUCUUCCUGAUGAUAGUUUCACAUUCGGUUUGUUCAAUUCCCUACCUGAAACUAUUGAUGAAAGUGUUUUGUUUAGUAGUACAGUCAUAGCUGAAGCUUUGCGAAGUAGUGGGCAUACAUAUGACACAACUCGUUUGCUUACCCCUUAUAUUCCUCGGAGAGUGGGGCAAGUCACUGUAACAAGGAGCAUAAGCGAUCUUAAUUCUAUUAGUGUUGAAGUUGACAGUGUUAAUUCUUCACCUGGCAUUCCAAGGAAACAUCCUGAAGAAGAAAUAACUGUCGAAUCUCUUAAACGAAUGUUAGCUGAAUCGCCCACUGCUAAACGGCAAGCAGAAGAUGAACGCCGCUUGCGUAUCAUUGAAGAGUUUAGAACUGCUGCAUUUGAAGAUCUUGUCGCAAAAGCUGAACAACAGACUGUUGAUCUACAAAACAAGUUGAACGAAAUUUUUGGGAAAGUUCCUGCUGCUGUUGACAUUUCUUCCCGACCUAAUUCACCUCACCCUAACAGUCGUGAUGAACACAGACAAGCUCCUCUAGCGCCACCUGUUUGUAACAUUAAAUUUCCCAACCAUUUUAUUUAUUAAAUUUUCUGUAUAUUAUGAACAAUUUUUAUCUAAUCUAUAUAUUUAUUUCUAAAAAUAUAGACAAUUUAUUUCUGUAAUAUUUUGUUAUCAUUAAGGAAAAGUUUAUAUUAAAACUUGAUGUCUACUUAAUAUUGCAUUAAAAAAUAUUUUAAUUUAUCCAUUUCUUGUUAUGUUUACAUUUAAAGAAAAAUCAGGCAUAUUUUGAAGAGAGAGAGGGGGGGAAAAAAAAGCAAUUUUUGUGGACUUUUACUUUUUUAAAGCAAAGUAAUGAUUUUUUUUUAAAAUUUUUAAUGUGUUAUCUCUAAAAAGCACAGAUUAUAAAAGGAUCCAUUAAUGCAUUUUUACGCUCUACAAUGCAUCAGUAUAGCGCAUUUUUCAAAAAAGUAAAUUAAAUAUUAAUAUUUAAUAGUUAGGUAUAUCAAUACUAUUAAUUGCAAUAAAUGUUUUAAAAUAUUAGAAACUGAAUGUUACAAUAAAAUAUCUAUUAUAAAACUAUGUAUGGUUAGGCAUACUCUGUAAUUUAUAAGUAAAAAUGUAAUAUGGUAGUUACAAGUUAUAAUUUCUUUUUUUCUCCUCUCUUUUAUACAUUGCAUAUCUUAGUUACAAUUUAUCGUUUCUUUUUUCUUUUUUUUUUUUUUUCUUUUUUUUUUAAGUUAGGUACUCAAAUUAGAAAAUCAGUGUUUAGUAAUUGUAAGAGCAGUUGUUGUGUAGCUCGAAACAUUUUUUUGAUGUAUAUUAAGAAAUGUGUUUGUGUUAGAAUAAAAGAAUGUGUAUGCUAAUUUAUCUGUGCUAUUUUAGAGAAGAACAGCGUUUUUAUUAGUAUUAUAAAAACAUGACAUGUUUUUUUAUUGUAUUGUUAUCGUAACUCUGAAUGUGCUUGUUGAAGUAGUUUAUUUUUGUCUUGAUAGUCUGUUGUUUUAAGCUAAAGCAAUAUUCUAAAUUUUAAUUCAUUCUAUCAUUUUUAAAUAUUCUUUGAAAAAAUGAAUUUUGCAACAUGUAAUUGUUACAUACUUAUCACUUUAUGUGUUUAUUUUACUUUUUUUUUCAUAUAAAAAUAUAAUGCAUAAAUUUUUAUGGGAAGGAAAACACUUUUAUAAAUUUGUAUGUCAGAUUUUGUAUUUUAGUUCAUAUAACAAAAUAUGUAUGUGUGCUUUUUUAAAAUUUAUUUGUAAGCAAAGUAUUUAAUUGACUGUGAUUAUUUAUAUAUAAUAUAUAUAUAUUAAUACUAUUUAUUGUUUUGUUAUUAUUUUAUAAAGUUUAUUUCAUGUUAUGAUAUUAAAAUACUGUUUAUAUACUGUAUGAAUAAUAUAUAUUAUCCUAAUUUUUUUAUUUUAUAUCAUUCUUAUACCAAAUCUAUGAAUGUGCAAUUUCAGAUUGCCACAGCUAAUAAUAUCUAGCAUAAGGAUUUUCUUUUCAAUUAUUUUUAAAAUUUUAUUUAUGAAAAGUAAUUGCUGAACAUAUUUAAAAUAAUUAUUUACGAAAUUGAAUAUACUGCAUUUUGCAAGUUUGAGACAAGAAGCAUAUUUUACAAAUGAAAUAUCAAAUGAAUUGUGAAAUGUGAUAUUGCAUAUUUAUUGUCCUGAUACCUUAUCAAGAAGUGUUCAGUGUGAUUAAGCAAAAUAGUCUUUCAAAAUUUAUGAAAUAUAUGCAGUGUUUUGUGUUUUUAAACUUGAAAUACUUAUUUACUACCACAGCUUUCAUGAACUAUUGCACUUGACUGCUGCUAUAGCUUAUAUUGAAUUGUAUCUGUGUAGAUUUUAAUAAAAUAGUAUCAUGUGUUGCA
This is a messenger RNA of Argiope bruennichi, 4816 nucleotides long. RefSeq names its product protein EFR3 homolog B-like (gene stmA). Gene Ontology annotation, cellular component: plasma membrane. The record is from RefSeq and is a predicted model, not a curated record. The transcript is spliced from 18 exons. The coding region runs from base 523 to 3033 and encodes 836 amino acids. Gene Ontology annotation, biological process: protein localization to plasma membrane. NCBI's taxonomy places the organism in Eukaryota, Metazoa, Arthropoda, Arachnida, Araneae, Araneidae.